AUGUCCGAACCGCUCUCCGAAACCAACCGGAAGACCUGGGAAGACGAGUAUUACGAGGCCCGCAGCGUCGAGGGGCCCCCAGGCCGUCGUCAGCUGGAGUACGAAUGCCGCGCCUGCCUGGUGACAGUGACCUGCUUCGCCACGCAGAACGAUGCCGAUACCCUUCCGCUUCCGCUCCUGCGCGACCAUCUCCGCUACUGCCCUGGCCGAGAAUCCGGCGUAAGAGGGCUAGUCGCCGCCGCCGUAGGCGCUAUCGCAUUACUAGAAGAGCAGGAACAGCAAUUAUUGAAGCAGAUUGAAGACGAGAUGGUAGUGGAUAAGCCGGCUGAAGUGACGAAGACAGAAGAAGAAGCGGACGACGACGCUCUUCUACCCCACCCCCAACGCAAGUUACAUGCCACCAGCACCAGCACCAGCCCCAGCACCAGCCCCAGCCCCAGCAGCAGUAGCUACGCUUACACCCCUUAUCCCACCCAAACCCGGGCUCCGUGGUGCGAAGACCCCGCGACUGUCCGCAAAGGUUUCGAGAUAUCCGGGACCGGGAAACCGAACGAACGCCGUGCGACCUGUCGCUCUUGCGGGUCGGCCGUCCAGGACUUGGUGCACACGUUGCGCGGCCAUAAUAAGUGCUGUCCUGCGAGGGUUGGGAAUUGGGAGGAGGACGAGCGGGGGCUUCUUGAGCAUUUUGCCAUGGGGCUGAAGAGGAAUUCGCGGCAGGCGCGUUGUCGCGCUUGUCGCGCUGUUAUGGGCGGGAGGCCCGAGUUGAUGAGGAGGCAUCUGAGGUUUUGUCGGGGUGGUGUUGGUGUUAGGUCUUCUUCGCGGCAGCGGCAGCGGGUGCAGGUGCAGGUACAGGUGCAGGCACAGGCACCUGGAACUGAGGUGGAUGAGGGCUCGUCGCUGGGUGAGUAG
Molecule: messenger RNA, 909 nt
Organism: Aspergillus homomorphus CBS 101889
Lineage: Eukaryota; Fungi; Ascomycota; Eurotiomycetes; Eurotiales; Aspergillaceae
Exons: 1
Coding region: 1-909 (302 amino acids)
Source: RefSeq, a predicted model, not a curated record